UCUAUCCUCUUCCUCUUCCUCUUCCUUUCUCUUCUCGACUUCUCCUUUGUAUAUAGUAUAGCACUAGUGGCUGGCCUUUCCCAUGGAAAACCACCAACCUUUCUUUCCCAUAUCGUCGUCAAACAUGGAGAGUUCUCUAGUUUUCAACAAAUUUCUUGGCGAUGCUACUUCAAAUGGGUUCUUGGGGUUGAAGAUAGAAAAUAAUAACCAUUUUCUUGAUCCUACACAAGAAGUUAACAACAAUUCUUCCGAUCAUCAUCAGAGUGGGAGCUCUCAAAGUGGUGAUGUGUCCAAGCCAACAAACAAGAAGAAAGGAGAGAAGAAGAUUAGAAAACCUAGAUAUGCUUUUCAAACCAGGAGUCAGGUUGAUAUACUCGACGACGGCUAUCGAUGGAGGAAAUAUGGACAAAAAGCUGUCAAGAACAACAAAUUCCCAAGAAGCUACUAUCGAUGUACUCGUCAAGGAUGCGAUGUAAAGAAGCAAGUCCAACGGCUAAGCAAAGAUGAAGGCAUUGUAGUGACAACUUAUGAAGGAGUCCAUUCCCAUUCCAUUGAUAAGCCCACUGAUAAUUUUGAACAUAUCCUCACUCAGAUGCAAAUUUACCCUACUCCCUAUUGAACCACCUUACUACAUCUUCUUCUCUUUUUCUUUUUUUCUGGCACAAGGAAAACAGACCGACUACAAUCCAGACCAAGACAAUUAUGAUGUGGAGGACCAUGACCACCUUACUACAUCUACUUGUACUAUAAUAUAUCAGCUUGUAAUACAUACGUAGAUUUCAACUUUAGUUCUAGCUUCAAGAUGGUGGUAAUUAAUAAGUGUAAUGGCCAUGGCCUUGCCAAACAAUAUUGAAUGAUUUCCAGCUCUCUUUUUUGGAUUGAAUUUGAAAUGUAUACUGUAGUUAUUUGGUUUA
Tripterygium wilfordii is the source of this 914-nucleotide messenger RNA. RefSeq names its product probable WRKY transcription factor 75. The record is from RefSeq and is a predicted model, not a curated record. Gene Ontology annotation, biological process: regulation of DNA-templated transcription. Lineage: Eukaryota; Viridiplantae; Streptophyta; Magnoliopsida; Celastrales; Celastraceae. The transcript is spliced from 2 exons. Gene Ontology annotation, molecular function: sequence-specific DNA binding; DNA-binding transcription factor activity. Bases 83 to 619 code for a protein of 178 amino acids.